Messenger RNA from Trichomonas vaginalis G3, 627 nucleotides. RefSeq lists its product as uncharacterized. Lineage: Eukaryota; Parabasalia; Trichomonadida; Trichomonadidae. The coding region runs from base 1 to 627 and encodes 208 amino acids. The transcript has a single exon. The record is from RefSeq and is a predicted model, not a curated record.
AUGUCUGAAAUUGAUGAAUUUAUUGUAAUCACUGCAACCAAUAUUCGUUGCGUAACUUAUUUUAUCGGGUUAGCUCAUGGUGUAUUAAAUGAUGCAAUCGCACUCUUCUUUGAACAAGGUGAAAUUUCAAUUCCCGACAAUUUUAGAACGGAUUUAAUCCAAAAGAAGGAAAAACCUGUUGUAGAUACUGAGAAAUCAAAUAAACUUAUGGAUGUAAACGCUGUUAAAGCACAACAGGUCGAAAUACCAGAGAUAGAAAAAAAUCCUCAAUUGUUAAUACCAGUUGAAGAGAUGGUGUUACCAAAAGAAAGAGAAAUUUAUCAUUUACCACUUCCUUCACCUCAAAUGAACCUCGACGAUUAUACUUUGGAAAAUUCUGCAGAAGAAUAUGGCUACAAGAAUAAAUCCGGUCAAAAACAAGUUUCCCAAAAGAAGCUUCCAACUUGCAUUGACAAUACUUUUACUUUUUACAGUAAUGGAUACAUAUAUGACGGUGAAAUCGGAUCCUUUGAUUAUAUGACUUAUCAACAAAUGAUAACCGAUUCCUUCCCUCAACGACCAAACCCGAAUCUCCCAUCAAAUCCGGCUACUCAAUACGUGUAUAAAUUAAAUGAAAAACUUCCAUGA